AUGAAGUUCCUCUGCCUCCACGGCAUGGGCACCAGCGCCGCCAUCUUCAAGGUGCAGACGUCCGCCUUCCGCGCCAAACUGCCCCCGGGCGAACACACCUUCACCUUCGUCAACGCGCCCCACGAAUGCGACGCCACGCGCGCCAUCUCGCCCUUCUUCCCUGGUCCGCACUACACCUUCUGCCGCAACUACACGAUCCCGGAAGUCGAGGCCGCACCCCUAUUCAUCCUGGCCAUCCUCGACGCCGCGCGCGCCGCCGGCGAGCCCUACGACGCCCUGAUCUGCUUCUCUCAGGGCUCGGCACUGGCCGCGGGCCUGCUGAUGGCGCACCGCAUCGAGCGGCCGGGAACACCGCUGCCGGUCCGGGGCAUCGUGUUCAUCUGUGGCGGCGUGCCGCUGCCGCUGCUCGAGGUGUGGGGGCUUAGGGUGCCGAAGAAGGCGUUUGAGAUUAAUGAGCUUACGGGGAGGGAUUUGCAGCGCAAGGCGGCGGCGGCGGGUAUGGAGAUCCGGGCGCUGAUGGAGGGCGGUGGGGUGGAUGGUGCAUGUGGCGGUGGUGGGAGGGGUGCGACUGUGACGAAGUCGAGUAGUGAGAAGAGGCCGCCGCUCGUGAGGCGACAGACGAGCCUGUGGCGUGAUACGACGACGUUGUAUCACCGCAGGGAAGUCGAGAUGUUCGAGCGGCAGGGCGGUGAUGACAAUAAGACGAGCGAGGACGGAUUGGACCCGAAGGCGCUGCCGCCGCUGGAGGCUGACGAUGUGUACGGGCUGAAUCUGACCGAUAUACCGGAGCACCUCGUGAUCGACAUUCCUACGGUGCACAUCUACGGCAUCAAGGACCCGCGGUAUCCGGCUGCGGUGCAGUUGGCUUGGUUCUGCAACCCUGACAAGAGGCGGGUAUUUGACACAGGCGGCGGGCACGAGAUACCGAGAUCGUCGCAGGUCUCGAGGGAGAUCGCAGAUGCUAUUGUUUGGUUGCAGGAUAUGGUCUCCCGGGAGGAUUCUUUGUAG
Molecule: messenger RNA, 1008 nt
Organism: Anthostomella pinea
Lineage: Eukaryota; Fungi; Ascomycota; Sordariomycetes; Xylariales; Xylariaceae
Source: the annotation of a GenBank genome assembly